GACGCUGAACAACCAUUUGAACCAUUUAAACUAUUUGAAGGGGUGAAUCGCCCAACAAGAACCAAGCUCCGAAAGGGAGAGAUCAGUCACUAUCAGUUUUCUACUCCAACACUGACGUUGGAUGCUGUUAUAUGAGCCCUGUUUCAACAGUAUGAAGUUGUUUGUUAGAUUUUUCACGCGUCCUUGGUUCAUUUUGAAGUUUGAGGUCACGUAUGUCUACGAUUGUUUCGAAAAUCUUAUGGUUUGGUCGGACAAUGAUGAGAAUGGUGACAAAUCCGCUAGACUAGUAUGUCAGCGUUGUUCAAAAUCAUUUAAGUCUCAUAUAACCUUAAAACACCAUACUGAAGUUUGUUUCAAUCGGAAUUCGAAACCAAGAUUUGGCUGUGAAAUAUGCCGAAAAAGAUUUCGAACUAAUAUUCAGUACACCCGUCAUGUCUACUAUGCGCAUUCACAACGUACUUUUUUGUGUACAGAAAAAAACUGUGGUCGAGCAUUCUUGUCCAACUCACAUCUUAUCACUCAUAUGACAACUCAUACUUCUGACAGACCCUACCCUUGUCCAGUCCAAGGGUGUUCAUAUCAAGCUCGUACAGCCGGUCGACUUGCCCAACAUAAAAUUAUUCACGGUCAAGGUCGUCGUUUUUCUUGCGAUUAUUGUGACUACAGCGCUACCACUUCUUCUAAUCUUCGACGUCAUGCCCGUAUCCACGCUGGAGCCAGACCAUAUUUAUGUCCUCAUUGUCCUCAUCGUACCAGCGAGCUAGAUGCUCUUAAAAAGCACGUAUUGGACUCUGGGAGACAUCCGGGUUUACCUCUGUAUGUAUGCCCGUGGUGCAGGUCGGAAUCGAGCAAAGUUUGCGUUGGUUUUAACGCUUCAAGUCUCGCAUGGAGACAUUUACUAAGUGAGCACUCGAGUGAGAUUAUGAAACCGCAAACGUUGAGUCGAAAGGAUCGAUUAUCUGAGAAGUCUCUUUCUGAGCGUGACGUCACUCGUCUCUUGGGUAUUUACUGUCCAGAAAUUGACUCAACUCAACCACCAGAAAAUGUAGCUGUUAAACAACCAUCUAUCAUCAGCCGCCGUCGAAAUCAAAAGUUAGAAACUCUUGACAACACAGCUCCACCCUCCAGUGAAAAUGAAAUAUCGAAUGCACAAACUAAUGAAUCAGAUACAACAAAUGUCUUAAGUUCUGCUGAAGAAGCUGUAAUUACAAGUUCUGCAGUGCAUUCAAAUUUUGAGAAAAAUUCCAGUCAUGAUGACAUGUCAGUCUACAAUCUAAUCCAAAUUGGUUCUGGAGCAAUUUGGUCACCUAAUACAAUACAAUAUACUGUACAUAACUUAUGAAAUUAAAUUUGAAUAGAUAUCUUCUGUAAUUACUUGAGUGGUUCUUGUUACCAAAGUCAGAAAUAAGAUGUAUUAUCAGAAGACGGUUUUUUGCAUUACAAUUUGUCAAUGUCACAAGAAUUCAUCCAUAUCCCAAAAUUAUUUCUUAAUUGUUCUGGUGAUAAUUUCAUCAGUCUUUCCCUUCCAUGUCAAAUGGAAUCGUACUGGCUUUUAUUUGGUGCUUGAUUCGAAGAACUAAAUUUAUUUGUCCAAUUAAAGCUGC
Heterobilharzia americana is the source of this 1604-nucleotide messenger RNA. Lineage: Eukaryota; Metazoa; Platyhelminthes; Trematoda; Strigeidida; Schistosomatidae. The record is from the annotation of a GenBank genome assembly.